UUCAUUGGCCAGGUCAGGUCUGAAAGGAACAAGCUGUUGCAUGAAUUUCUUUGCACUUUCCAUCCAUUCAUUCCAUCCGGCAGCAGUGCAAAGAAAGAAAGAGUUGACGGAUGGACUUCUGUUACAGCCGAGUAAGAGCAGCAUUUAAAGUGUCUCUCAGGGACUGUCAGCCUGCUCUCUCUCUGCGGCCUCCUCCUUUGUGCUGACCAACUUUUUGCACCCAAUAACCAAGAGCCAUGGCCCAGCAACAGCAGAUUAGCUUACCAGCCAAACUGAUCAACGGAGGGAUUGCAGGCAUGGUAGGAGUCACCUGUGUGUUCCCAAUCGACCUGGCCAAGACCCGACUGCAGAACCAGCGCAGCGGGCAGCAACUCUACAAGAACAUGAUGGAUUGCUUAAUUAAGACAGUUAAAUCUGAAGGCUAUUUCGGCAUGUACAGAGGUGCUGCUGUAAAUCUUACUCUGGUCACUCCAGAGAAGGCCAUCAAGCUAGCUGCUAAUGACUUCUUUCGCCACCAAUUGAGCAGAGAUGGGGGUAAGUUGACCAUUUUCAAGGAGAUGUUGGCAGGAUGCUGUGCAGGAAUGUGUCAGGUCACCAUCACCACACCCAUGGAGAUGCUCAAGAUCCAGCUACAGGAUGCAGGGAGGCUAGCCGCCCAGCAGAGGGUGAUGCCUAGUGUGGUAACAACUCUGAAGAUGGGAGGGACCAGUGCCGUUCUUAGCCGCUCCUAUAACGCUAGCCCUCAAGUCAUGCGAGUGUCCGCCAUUCAGAUCACCAAAGAGCUGCUGAGGACCAAAGGAGUCACUGGACUGUACAGGGGACUUGGGGCCACACUCAUGAGGGACAUCCCGUUUUCUGUUGUGUACUUCCCUCUUUUUGCACAUCUGCACCAGCUUGGCCAACAUUCAUCUGAAGACCCAUCUGUGCCUUUCUAUUGGUCCUUUAUGUCUGGCUGCUUGGCUGGAUCGAUUGCUGCUGUGGCCGUCAGUCCUUGUGAUGUGGUCAAGACAAGGCUACAAUCACUCAAAAAAGGAGCUAAUGAAGAAACCUACAAUGGAGUAGUGGACUGUGUCAGGAAAAUCCUGAAAAAAGAAGGUCCCGGAGCUUUUCUCAAGGGUGCCAGUUGCCGGGCUCUGGUUAUUGCUCCGCUCUUUGGCAUUGCCCAGGUUGUGUACUUUGUCGGUGUUGGAGAGUUCCUGUUGGGGUAUACUCCCUACAACAUCACUUCUGCAUAAACAAGCUGUUUCCAAGUCUUUCUGCCGUCUCAUUAAAUUACGGCAGCUAUGCCCUGGGCGUAGCAAUGGGCUCAGCUCUCUGUUACUGUGUACCUUCUUUCUUGUUGGAGGUUUGGGAUAAAAUGCUAAAGGGACCAGAGAGAGAAGCCAUGUUAUUUCAGAAUGGUUUCAAAUUUAGCCUUUAGCUGGACUAUCUCUUAUCGCAGAGACUGAGACAGAAGCUUACCUGUUUGUAGGUUUCGGCAGAGCUUAUUGCAAGAAAAAGGAGCUGCUUCACCUUUUUGAUCACCUUUUUGUUCAGAAUAGACUUGGCUGUACUCUUGUACACCCCAAACUUGUCCUUCUAUUUUCUUAGAUUUAGCACCCCAUAUUAUUGAACCUUGACUGUAAUCCUAACUUGCACAUCCCUCCACCUGUCACAUAUCACCAAGUCUGAAUGGCAGGAUAUUGAAACUUUACUUGAACAUCUUUUGUGCUAUUUUAAAAGGUUACAUGUAAAACAAAGGCAUGGAUGUUGAUUCCAGUCUAUGUAUAUACAAUAUAUUUGUUUUUAAAGUAGAGGUAAUUUGCCAAGUAACUUCUUCCACAACAUGAUUUCCCCAUGGCAUCCUCUAAACAACUUGGAUGGGAAAAGAUCUGGGACAGAUUGUUUACGUGGUCAUAACUUGGAAUGAAUUAAAUUUUUGGACUGUCUAUUCACCAGAUUGCCACACUCGGAUUCUUUGUUGCAUUAAGUUGAGUAAAAAGGAGUGAUGAUUAUGAUUUCCGGAGUUACAUUUUCAGAAAACAUUGUGGCUGAAGUGCUUGUUCAGGGUGUCCCCUGCCUUUGCCCUGAGUUGGCUGGGAUAGGCUCCAGAUCCUCCGCAACUCUACAGCGGAUUAAACGGUGUAUAGAUAAUGGAUGGAUGGACGGACUGUGGCUGAAGUGAUUUUUACCCUGCACUAUGAAUCUCUUCUAUGGCAGUCUACAAAAUUCUGAUAAUUCAAGCUUGAGCUCAGUGGGUAAAUAGAUCAAUGAGGCCUUUUGCAGUUGACUUUGAAGAACUGCCUUUUUGUGGUAAAGGAAAUGGAAAGUGUUUGAUGGUCGCAAAGUAAAGCGAUAGCAGACCAGACUUCACUGAUGGAUUCAUGAAGCUUUUGGGACCAAGUCUUCUGAAAAACAGAGCAACAUCUCCUGAACAUGUCACCAUGUUCUCGUAGUUGAUUAUGGUUUGGUGGUCAGGAGCACACACAAAUGUGUCAUGUUAGGCUGUUUAUAAGCAAACCAGAGUGCAAUGUUGGUCUCAUCUGGAAAACCUCAUGGCUCAAAAUGCUUUCAGUGCUUUUAUCAAUGUAAAUAUGUAUCUUGUAUUAUUUUCACUUUUCUCAAACUGUGCAAGUGCGACUCAAACCGAGAGCAGCUUUGACCUUUCAACACACCAACAGCGUUCCAGCCAGUUGGGAAAAUAAUCAUUUUUUAAUUUCAUUUUGGAAUUAUGCAUGUAAAUACAGAUUUCUAAAUGGUGAAUAAAUAUUUAUAAAUGCUGUG
Molecule: messenger RNA, 2763 nt
Organism: Amphiprion ocellaris (clown anemonefish)
Lineage: Eukaryota; Metazoa; Chordata; Actinopteri; Pomacentridae
Product: mitochondrial glutamate carrier 1-like
Exons: 10
Coding region: 237-1235 (332 amino acids)
Biological process (GO): aspartate transmembrane transport; L-glutamate transmembrane transport; malate-aspartate shuttle
Molecular function (GO): L-glutamate transmembrane transporter activity; L-aspartate transmembrane transporter activity
Source: RefSeq, a predicted model, not a curated record